AUGCGCCUCCUGGCCACAGGCAGGGCGCUGCGCGCCACCAGCAGCAGAUGGGCAAUUGGUAGGAACGUGCGCAUUCCGUUCACGCAUGUCUCGCACAUCUCGGACCCUCUCCGCAGAACCUGGAGCUCAACAACAGCUCUCAGAACCCAAGAAUCUACGAACUCGGAUCAGACGCCGGAUCCUCGGAUCUCCAUAAAGAAGCCAUCUUUAACAAUUGAAGAUAAAUCUUACCCCACAGACCAAUGGACCAACACUCCCGAUACCAUCCUCUCCCACGUCGGAAGACGACUCUACCUCGACGAGAACCACCCUCUCGCUAUCACCCGGAAGCUCAUUGAAAGUCAGUUCCCGGGUCCCGUCUACGGAAACUACCACGAGAAGAGUCCCGUUGUUACGACUGCGCAGAACUUCGAUGUCCUCGGUUUUCCGCUGGACCAUCCUGGUCGUAGCCGCACGGAUACCUACUAUGUCAAUGAGAAGACCGUGUUGAGAACACAUACUAGCGCGCACCAGCAAGCAUACUUUCAACAAAUCAAUCGGAACGAGAAAUCGCGUCCCGAAGAGGUUGGAUACACCGUUGUCGCGGACGUCUAUCGCCGAGAUGCUAUCGACCGCAGCCACUACCCCGUUUUCCAUCAAAUGGAGGGCGCCAUGUUGUGGAAGCGGCCCGACAUUGAGCCAUUAAAGGCUGCGAAGGAAACCGCCGCCGGGAUCACGGACGAUCUCAACCGCAUCCCGACUCACGACGUCGCCGUCGAAGACCCCAACCCCACCAUUCAUGCAGAACGCAACCCACUCCAGGCAGAGCACCACAGCGCGGAGGAAGUCGAAGCCAUCGCGGCGCACCUCAAACGCUCCCUCGAGCGAAUGGUGAUCAAGAUCUUCACCGAAGCCAGCAAAGCCGCCGCCGCCGCCAACGGCAACGACUCUACCGAACAGGAACCGCUGAAGGUUCGCUGGGUAGAGGCCUACUUCCCCUUCACCAGUCCGUCCUGGGAACUCGAAGUCUUCUGGCAAGGCGACUGGCUCGAGAUCCUAGGCUGCGGUGUCAUCAAGCAAGAGCUGCUGAUCAACUCCGACGUGCCCAAUCGCAUCGGAUGGGCCUUCGGUCUCGGCCUCGAGCGCAUCGCCAUGCUCCUCUUCAACAUCCCGGACAUCCGACUCUUCUGGUCCCGCGAUGAGCGCUUCCUCUCCCAGUUCAAGGCCGGCCAUAUCUCCCGCUUCGAGCCCUUCUCCAAACACCCCGCCUGCUACAAGGAUGUCGCAUUCUGGCUUCCUUCUGCGGCCGCUAGCGGCGGUAGCGCUGCCGGCGGCGCCGUGCCAGUCCAUGAGAACGAUAUCAUGGAGAUCGUCCGCGGUGUCGGAGGCGAUCUGGUCGAAGACGUCCGACUUAUUGAUGAAUUCACGCACCCGAAGACAGGCAAAAAGAGCAUGUGCUACCGGAUCAAUUACCGCAGUCUGGAGCGCACCUUGACGAACGAAGAGACUAAUGAUCUCCAUAAUCAGGUGAGGGAGAAGCUUGUUGGCUUGCUGGGCGUUCAAUUGAGGUAA
Molecule: messenger RNA, 1551 nt
Organism: Aspergillus oryzae RIB40
Lineage: Eukaryota; Fungi; Ascomycota; Eurotiomycetes; Eurotiales; Aspergillaceae
Product: phenylalanine--tRNA ligase
Exons: 1
Coding region: 1-1551 (516 amino acids)
Biological process (GO): phenylalanyl-tRNA aminoacylation
Cellular component (GO): mitochondrion; cytoplasm
Molecular function (GO): phenylalanine-tRNA ligase activity; ATP binding; tRNA binding
Source: RefSeq, a predicted model, not a curated record